Messenger RNA from Thermothielavioides terrestris NRRL 8126, 3975 nucleotides. RefSeq lists its product as uncharacterized. The transcript has a single exon. The record is from RefSeq and is a predicted model, not a curated record. NCBI's taxonomy places the organism in Eukaryota, Fungi, Ascomycota, Sordariomycetes, Sordariales, Chaetomiaceae. Bases 1 to 3975 code for a protein of 1324 amino acids.
AUGGCGGAGAGUGAUCCGUGGGUUGAUCCCACGCCGGACCCAGAGCCCGAGGAGGCUCCCAGCCCUGAUGCUGCCUCCUCAGACGACGCUGAGGAGCCGCUGGGUAGAGUCCCGUCGAUCUCCUUGGGGCCUCCGUUGACAGAAACUGCUGCCGGUGGAGAAGAUGCUGCCGCCGGUGACGAAGUUGUCUUCGAGGGAGUCGGCUCCUCUGGUCGUGGGAGCUCCAUCUCGCCUACUAGUGAACGGUUUUUCUCGCCUACUCGUGAACGGUUUUUCUCGCCCACCCGCCAGACAUUCGGCGCCGCUAUCAGGCGUGUGCCCUCUUCGACCCACGGGGAUGUCGGGUCUCCUCUCCUGGGGCCAUCCGCCGGGCCGAUGUCCAGACCCUUGUCUCCUUGGCGCGCUCGCCGCCGUCCUGACCUCCUUCGCCGCUCGUCAGCCAGCAGCGCUUCCAGCUCCGGCGCAGGUGUCGCCUCGGGUGUCGCCUCGCCGCGAUUUCCAAGUCCUAGCCUGGAGGCGCGAGAUAUCUACUCCGCUAACCCGGAGUUUCCGGCGUGGGAUGACUCGGAGAAUGGCCUGAGGUACGAACCGUGGCCGCCUGGCCUUGAUUCGAGAAUUGCGGUUAUCCUGACCGACGUUUCCGAACCGCCCCGGAAUGGCUUGUUCGAGAGGAUUGAUCACCGCGGGGUGCUUCAGAAGCACAUGGAGCAGUCGCCGGAAGGCAUCCAGAAGCUGUGGGAGAAGCUGCUGGGCGCCUACGACAUCGCCAUGAUCGGCAAGUGCGCCGCCCUUCACGCCCUGGCCGGCGCGCACAAGCGGAUCCGGGAGGACGACAACCGCGUCAGAGAAGUCGAUGAGAGUUAUUACCGCCUCGUCGAGCAAAACGCCGAUCUCACGGCCACCAUAGACCGUCUCGAAGAGCUUAUCAUGAAACAGCAGCGCCAGCUGGAUGACCUGAAGCAGGACAACCGGGUCUUGGCCAGGGACAAAGCCGUCUUCGAAGGGAUGUACACCAAAAUCGCAACCGUCCAGGAAACGGAGCUGGGGUUUCUGGAAGAGGUGGUUGCUGGCUGGGGGACGUUCGAUGAGGCGAGAGCGAUUCACUCGACUUCCGCGGGCCGCGACGACCUCGCCGCCAGGUUCCAGUAUGUUCGCGAGACGCUCGAGGAGGCCCGCGAGGAGGCGCAGAUGGCCAAACGACGCUGCAAGCAGCUCGAGGACAAAUGCAAGGCGCUGGAGAAGGAGGUCGAAGAAGCCGCCAUGGGCCGCACAUCCCAAGGGGAGCCUUCGCCCGGCGCUCAGUCGGCCUGGCAAUUCAGGGCAGAGCAGUUAGAGCUGGAGAAUCAGGCCCUCGAGAGCGAGCUCGAGGCCGAGCGGGCGCAUGCGGCAGAGAUGGCGAAGGAGCACGCGCAGCUGCUCGCGGAGCUGCACAGCGAUGGCAUACUCCAGGCGCAGGACUACCUGGCGGCGAUGGAGCGGCUGAAGAAAGAGCUGGUGCUGUACAAGGACAAGUGCGCAUCGCUGCAGCGGACUGUCGACGAACUCAAGAAACGGCUGGCCAGCCAGGUGGUCGAGGCGACCCACGAGAAGAAGGAGUACGAGAGCAACAUGGACGACCUCGAAGCCCAGAUCCAGGACACGACUGCCCGGCUAUCCGACGUGAUCAGCGCGCUUGAGGGCGACACUGGCGCGGCGUCACGAGCCAGCGAUACCCAGCACUCUCCGCAGGCCGGAGAGGCCGUCCGCGAGCCGGAGGCAACGCCGCGAUUCAACAUGCAGUCCAGCCGGGCCGCCGUUGACGAGAUCGCGGCGACCAUUGACGCCGUGGUGAAGCAGAUAUCACAAGAUAUUGCCGAAAACAAAGCGAUCCAAGCUGAGGAGGCAUGGAGGAUCUCGGAAGAGCUGAAAAAACUGGCCGCUUCAGCAGAUACCUUGGUGGAGGGCCACGAGUUGAUGGAGGAAGCACAGGAAGUGAUAGACGCACAGCUCGACAGGCUGCGGGAGCAGAUCCGGUCGCACAAGCGGACCUUCCAAGACGUCAGACAACAGGUCUGCCAGCAGCGUGCUCAGGUUCAGGCGACCCGGGCCAGUUUCCACCAGGGAGUUCCUGGAGCGUUUGGGCCAGCCCCGUUCGGUGCUGGCGACAGCGAGAUGCAGUGUCUGCGGCAUGCGCGAGAGUUGAUCGCGCAGCUCAAGCAAAACUCGGGGCAGGUUGGAACGGAAAACGCGGCGCUCCAGUGUCUCGAGCAGCUCACGCCGCUGCUCGGAACGCUUAGGUUGAUGGAUCCCGACCCAUCGGAGGAAGAAGCCAUCCUCGCUCUAGUCAAGUUCCUCGAGGAGAGCGUGAUGCAGGGCGUUGGCCAUGACACAGGGAGCUUCUACGCGACGCUCGACGAGCACGACGACCGGCUCAGAAGCUUGCUCGACCCCGGAAAUCUUGCCUUGCACCAAUCAUCCGAGGCGGAGCGGGAACUGCUUCGCGGCAUUCAGCAGAAGCUGGAGGCGGCCGAGGCGCUGCAGAAGGUGCAGGAGGAGCAAAUGCGCAAGUACGAGGCGUACCGGGCGCAGCACAUCGCCGGCGGACUCACCUCGGCGCAGUCAGAAGAGCUCUUGCGGAUAGCCGGCAGUGCUGUCGACACUGCUGGUGGCAAGUGGACGUGGCCUACCCCGAUGAGCCAGAAGGGCGCCGCUGGCGUGGACGAUCUGGUCGCGCAAGUGCAGAAGCUGACGGCCGAUGCAUAUCUGAGCGACCGGCGGAGCGAGUUAGAAGACGGCAACGCGCUGCAAAAGGCCCAGCUAGCCGAGCUGGAAGAGGAGAUCGCCCGGGCGUUGAAGCUGGCCGACAAUGCGCAGAAGCAGCUCGAGGCGCUCGCCCGGGUGCAGGCGAAGGGGAAGGCGCCCGCGACGGCGGAAGAGGGCGAGAGCCUCCAGGCGUUCCAGGACGCGCUCCAGAAGCGCGAGGGCAGACUCCGCCGGGAGCAGCACCUCAACCUCGCGCAGCUCGAACGGCUGCAGGCCAGGCGGGCGCGAGCGGCAGCGUUCCUCGAGAACGAAGCGGCGAGCGACCGUCGCCGCGCCGAGACCCUCCUCACGGAAGCCCUGCUCAAGCUUCAAGCAGCCGGCUCCCCGAGCCACCACGGCGAAGCGGCCUGCUUCUGCACGCUCCUCCGCUUCCUCUUCCCGCACAUCUACUACUCGGCCGUCUCCGGCGGGUGCUGUGCGGGCGGCAAGCUGGUCGCCUCAGCCGCCGCCACCUCCCCGGGCUCAGCUGCUCAAUCCGGCCCCGCUGCCGCUGCCGCUCCCGCCUGCCAAGGGCACCACGGCCACGGCCUGCUCCGCGCCUCGGGCCGGCUGUCCACCGCCGUUUGCCGCUUCUGCACCGCGCUGGCCUGGAUCGUUCUCCUGAUCCUGAUCCAGCCGUACAACCUCUACGCCGCCGCCGCCUUCCUCCUCUCGCUGCUGCUCCACCUGCCGCGCCACCUCUACCGCCUCCUCGCCUCCGCCGCGUCGUACGCCUACGCCCGGUUGCGCCACCGCCGCCAGGACGACGACCGCGGCUCUGCUGCACCGGCGGAGUCAUCCACCUCCACAUCCCCAUCCACCCCCCUAUCCAAAUCCGAAUCCUUCAAACUCAACCUCAAACCCCUCCUCGACGCUAACGCCUGGCAGACCUCCCUCCCCCUAUCCCUAACCCAGCACCUCCCACAACCACCCCCACCAUCCGUCCUCGUCGGUGCCGGCCUGACGCUCUUCCUGGCCUACGCCUGGCUGACCUACGUCGCGCUGCUGGUCGAGCGGCGCGUCUGGGCCGGCGCCAACGACUGGCGCUGGGCCUACGCCCUCGACCUCGCCGCCGCCGGCCAGCCGCUGCCCUACCCCGGCUGGGCGCCCCUCCGGGUCGACUACCGGCUGGUCGGGGACGGGGCGUGGGUGUGGUUUGCCUCGUGGGUGCAUUCGUUGUUUUAUGGGCGGUGA